Molecule: messenger RNA, 6287 nt
Organism: Malaclemys terrapin pileata
Lineage: Eukaryota; Metazoa; Chordata; Testudines; Emydidae
Gene: KCNAB1
Product: potassium voltage-gated channel subfamily A regulatory beta subunit 1
Exons: 15
Coding region: 613-1818 (401 amino acids)
Biological process (GO): negative regulation of delayed rectifier potassium channel activity; potassium ion transport; transmembrane transport
Cellular component (GO): extrinsic component of cytoplasmic side of plasma membrane; voltage-gated potassium channel complex; cytoplasm
Molecular function (GO): potassium channel regulator activity; voltage-gated potassium channel activity; transmembrane transporter binding
Source: RefSeq, a predicted model, not a curated record
AUGUUGCACACACAAGAAAAAGCAACCAUUCCCAUGCUUUCUGCAAGCUUCUUACAGGGAGCUCUGCAUGUUCCACAGAGCAGCUGCAAAACCGUAUCGGUACAGAUUUACAGCUUUGUCUUUACAGGGCUUGAAACUAAGAAUGCGUGAAAAGGGUCCUGAUUAGAUGUUGUAUUUUGCAGCAUCUGACAGAGAAUAGAUGGAUAUUCCUGGUCUUUAGAGACUUGCUUGUGAUUAGAUAUUUCUUCAGUCCAAAGCUUGCCUGUUCAGCAUUUUGUGAUCCAGAGGGUGUUCAAGACACAUCUUGCAGUAUGCCUGCAUUGAUUUAAAACCAGCAAGCAGAUGCAAGCCUGCAUCAAGACGGAGUGGAUGCUGCUUCUUGUGGUUAAUCAUGAAGGGACACCGUACUGUUCUCCUCUGCCUGCACCAUCUACCACUGCUGCUUCUACUACUUUCACUCAUCUUUUGAAUCCAGAUUUGAAGAGUCGUUUAGCAGCAUUUGGGACUAAAAUCGCCAGCCAUUCAGUGUCCUAUAGCCCUGUUCUCAGAGUCUGAGAAGGUCUGAGUACGCUCUAAGAUUUGGAUUGUGAAUAAAGAUUCAUUGCGGGAGCAAUGCAAGUUUCCAUAGCUUGUACAGAACAUAACUUGAAGAAUCGAAAUGGUGAAGACAGGCUUAUCAGCAAACAGAACACCACUACCCCAAAUGUAGUGAAUGCAGCCCGGGCAAAAUUCCGGACGGUGGCUAUUAUUGCUCGCAGUUUGGGGACAUUUACCCCUCAGCACCAUAUCUCUUUAAAAGAAUCAACUGCAAAGCAGACUGGCAUGAAAUAUAGAAAUCUUGGGAAAUCUGGACUAAGAGUUUCAUGCCUGGGCCUUGGGACAUGGGUCACAUUUGGAGGUCAAAUUUCAGAUGACGUUGCUGAACAGCUAAUGACCAUCGCUUAUGAGAGUGGAGUAAACCUGUUUGAUACAGCGGAGGUGUACGCAGCUGGAAGGGCUGAGGUGAUUCUGGGAAGCAUAAUCAAAAAGAAGGGCUGGAGGAGAUCCAGUCUGGUCAUAACAACAAAACUCUACUGGGGUGGAAAAGCUGAAACAGAAAGGGGACUUUCAAGAAAACACAUCAUUGAAGGAUUAAAGGCUUCUCUCCAGAGACUGCAGCUCGAGUAUGUGGAUGUUGUCUUUGCAAAUCGACCAGACAAUAAUACCCCCAUGGAAGAAAUUGUCCGAGCAAUGACACAUGUGAUAAACCAGGGGAUGGCAAUGUACUGGGGAACCUCACGCUGGAGUGCUAUGGAGAUCAUGGAAGCCUAUUCUGUAGCAAGACAGUUUAAUAUGAUUCCACCAGUAUGUGAACAGGCUGAAUAUCAUCUUUUCCAGCGAGAGAAAGUGGAGGUUCAACUGCCAGAAUUGUACCACAAAAUAGGGGUUGGAGCAAUGACAUGGUCUCCACUUGCCUGCGGGAUCAUCUCCGGGAAAUAUGGAAAUGGGGUUCCUGAAAGCUCCAGGGCUUCACUGAAGUGCUACCAGUGGCUAAAGGAAAAAAUUGUAAGUGAAGAAGGAAGAAAACAGCAAAUAAAGCUGAAAGACCUUUCCCCAAUUGCAGAUCGUCUUGGAUGCACACUACCUCAGCUAGCAGUUGCAUGGUGCCUGCGAAAUGAAGGUGUGAGUUCUGUUCUUCUAGGAUCUUCCAAUCCAGAGCAACUGAUAGAAAAUCUUGGAGCCAUUCAGGUUCUUCCAAAGAUGACAUCACACGUUGUAAGUGAAAUAGAUAAUAUUCUAGGGAAUAAGCCCAUCAGCAAGAAGGACUACCGAUCAUAAUGCAAUGCAUGGUUACACAGGACUGCAUGGUUAAAAUAGUGCUCUGUAUAUAGUACAGUACUGAAUUAAUAUCCAGUCAUUAGAAUCAUGCAGCAGCUUGCUGCUUAGUCUCUAUUGUUACUGGAUUUUUCAAGGUGUGUGCUGUUGCUACCAAUCUGCAGUAAAAUUCAAAAGCACAGUUGAUCUCUCAUACAACUGAGAAUAUUCUUUGUAUUUUCUUAUCUCUGACUAAAGUCAUUGACUCUUACUUUUCUCUUAGCACCUCAUGCUUAUGCAGUAAAAUACACAUAUCAAGCAAAAAACAAAAUACAAAAACUAUUUAUAUCCUUUAGGUACUUGGUAAUUAAAGAAGGAUGUACAGAUAUAUUUUUUCAAUGAACAAAAACAAAACUUACGGUUUUAGUAAAGACGCAUUCUAAGAAAUUUCAACUAUAAAAAUUCUUCAGCUAGAUCAUCGAAUGAGCGAGUUCAAAAUUUUCAAAUGCAAUUUUUAUAUAGGCUUUAGGCUGUAGCUGAAAAAGGACCUUACAGUAAAAAGUCAGAAAAUUAAUUACCACAUGGUUCAGCUUCUAAAUAGUUCAGUUAAGAAUUUUGCAUAUUGAGUGUGCUCAGCUGUUCAUUAUAUAAUUCACAAUUGCUGUAAAAUAUCAGAAAACCAGAUAUUUGUUUUGGUGAAAAGGUUACAUUUACUCUGACUGUAUCCUGGAAAUCAGCCAUAAGUAGUAUUUUUGACAAGGUAUUUUUAAACAAUGAGUUUUGUGAAAGUGUUUCAUCCUUACACAGGAAACACUGGUACAUUUAUCAGUUAAUCUGCCCAUUUUAAGAACAGCUUCAUAUCGUAACCUCACUUUGCUUUGUAAAAUGCAUUUACUAUAACUUCAGUAAGUGUAUUUCACACAUGUAUUGCAUACAUAUACACUUCCGAAAGAGUACAGUACAUAUAGGGCCCUUGUAUACCAUAUUUCCUAACUUCAUAACAUAGGAGGGUUGCACACAUUUUCCAGAUGACACAUGAACAGAACAUACUGAUAUUUUUAAAGUUAAAAUGUUUUUCUUCUAUUUCAUCCAAUGAUCGAUGGUAUGUGUAAAUGAACUUAGGUUCUGUAUAUUAGAACUGCAAUCUAACUUCUGCUUGUACACAAUAAAAGCAUUUUGUGCAUCUAACCUUAUAACUAGAACAUUUAUUACAAUCAGUGAUUCUGUUUUUAGGACAAGAAAAUACAUACAUUACGCUCAGCAGCAAGGUGAAAACAAUUUUGCAAGAUCCAUAAAAAUAUUAAAUUGAGAUUUUUCCAUUGAAAUGAAUGAGAUAUAAAUGAUCUCUUUGGCCCACCAAGAGAUUACUACUUUUUCAGUGAUCAGCCGCCCAAAAGAGGGCAUAUGGGGAAGAAAAAAGCCAUUAUUUAUUGUUAGAUGAUGAGGGGGACUUAAAAUGUUUGAUCCAUAUUUUGGUAAAAGAUAUUUAAAUAAGAAGUCAAGAAACUGCACUGAUUUAACUCUUGUGUGAAGUGGAAGGGCUUCAGGAGUUAGUAUACCUUACAAAGGUGAAAAAGUAAAAUGCACUCUUUUGCAGGGUACCGACUGAACUAUUCCCUUAUUUAUGUACCAAUCCCUUUUCUCCUUUAGGACACAUUCCUUAUGUUUUCCCCUCAGUCAUACAGGAAUCCUGCACUCUCUGUGUGUAAGCCAAAGUUAAAAAUUCUUGCCUGUUAUAGAGAUUAAUGUAAUAAAUAUUCAUUAAAAAGGGAGAUGGCACUGUCCUUUAUUCAGAGAGAAAACUAAUAUGAAGAGUCAAGUGGUCUAAUAAUUUGGCAGAUAGCAAUGGGAUGCCAAGCAACAAAACUUUUAGGCUAACCUUCAUUCUACUUAUGGAAUUGGGAGUCUCUCUAAACCAGCUGUCGGGGGCCAGCGCAGGUUACAGUAUCACACAAUCUUUGUCACUUUAGACACUCCUACCAUCUCUGUGAUUUAUAGACACUGAUCUCUUCUAAAGGGAAAAGGAGAGCGAGGGAAACACGUGGUUAUGCAAGCAUGACAGGAUUUGGAGAAAAUGAUGGGGAUUUAAAUUAAGAGUCCAGAAAUUAUUUGGGUUUCAAAUAUUUGUUAAGCUUCUUAUCCUAUAACAUCCUAUAAUUCUCAGGAGAAACUCUGACCUUACAAAGAUGGUCUCCAGGCCUUAGAAACAUAACCAUUCCAAAAAAACUAAGCUAAAGAGAAAAAGUUAGUAAAAUAUUCAAUGAGCUGACAGUAACAGCAUUUCACUGUUGGUAACCUGUCACUUAGAGAAAAAUAUCAGCAACUUCCUAAAAGGCUGAAAAUCUAGGUCCCUCUUCUGCAAAUACAUGUUCUUAACUAUGCGAGUACUGAAGUCCCAUUUUAAGAGUCAAUGGUACUACUUGUGUGUUGGAUGGAUUAGGGCCCGAAAUGUAUUCUGCCUUGUUCUUCCUUUUUGGUUUCUAUCUCCCCACAACUCUACCUCAGUGCAGAAGUGGGUGUUUGUUGUUGUUGUUGUUGUAUAAUGAAUCCCAUUGUGCUAGGCCCUGUACAAACAGAGUAAGAGGCAGUCCUUACCUGUGAUGUCAAGCCUACCGUUCUCCAGUGGCCCAGGGCAGAAAAGACCACAAUUCAAGGUGAAAACACCUGAAAGUCUAGAACAAUUUUUUGAAAGACAUCUUUCUGCAGCAGCAGAAAAAAAACCAAAAACAUACACAUCCAAACCUUUCCCCCUCUGAAAGUCAUCUUUAAGCUUCUCCAUGUAAAAUACUUAGACAAACCCUGCAUACUCUAAGGCAAGCCAGACCCAAUACCUGCCGCACUCUGGAACUGCAAAUUGGAAGUUCUGCAGAGGCUUUAUUUAAAUAUUAAAAAGGCAGUUAAUCUUCCUUGUAGAUGAAAAUAUAGUAUACUAUCACAUCUCGUAUUUCAGCAUUGCAUUUAUUUUAACCUGUCCCUAUGUUCAGUUUUUAGGAUGCCACAGAUUUGUAUAGGCAACAUAGCCAUUGUGUUAGCUAUAAGUUUUGGUAUUUAGGGGGAGGGGGAAGAGAAGGAGAGCAAUUGGAGCUUUGAGCAAAUAGCAGAGCAGUUUGGGGUUGACGACUACGGACAUUGGUAGGAAAAUCUAGCAUAUCCCCAUCCCAGUCAAAAAGGGGUUAAAGACAUCCUCUGGGCAGUCAGCCCCAAUCCAGCACACCAAUGAGGUGUGUCAAACCUGGAGAAGGUCAGGUCCUUAAAAGGGAGGAUCUCAGCUCAGCUGGAGGUGGCACACUAAUGGAGCAGGGUUGGAAUUCAAGCUCCACAGGCCCAGGAUGUAGGGUUGCAGACUAGGGGAUACCACUUGAGACCCUUGGUUGCCAAGGGCCCUUCAGAAAGGAGAGUGGGUGGUUCUUUUUCUUCCUUUGCUUUCCCAAAACCCUGGACUCUGCCUUUUGUAAGCUCCUGACUGUCAUCUUGACUACUUUAAAUCUUCCCCCACAUGCACACUGGAAAGGAGGCAAAUGUCCUGGGCAACACUGCUGGAAGACUCCAGGACAACCCCCCAGCAAUACCAUGGUCAAGGAUACAAGAGCGUUACCCUUCCUUUGUCCCAAGGGGUGCCAGAAAGGUAUAAGCUACUACAGUUAAAAUAUUAUCAUCUUUAGGUUUGACUUAACCCAUUCAUCCCAAUGGGUUAAUUCACAUUCACAGCUGUUUCAGGAUAUUUUCCAACAGAACUUUCUUUAGGCUUAUUCUUGGCUCAUACUUUCAAGGUUCUUUGCUAGACCAGGGACUUGGUUUAUUUUAAAAAAACAACAUGGAAGCUUUUACUCUGAAGCACAACUCCAUAGGGCAAGGUGAGGCUGCCACAAUCACAGAGCUCUACUGAUAGUCUUCCACCUGAAAACCUUAGAAAUUUAGAAGGUAAAUAUCAAGCCCACUACAGUCAGUAUUCUUGAACUUUUUAUUAAAACAUUUCAAAUUAUAAGUAUUAAGAGAUGGAUUGUCACUUUUUGUAACUAAUGGGUUAAGCUCUUUUAUACAUAUCAAAAAAAAACCCCAUCAUAUUUGCAAGUCUGCCAUAGAGUUCAGAGCAUGGUUAUUUUCUGUGCUUUGGAGUGGUAGCCUAAUUCAGUUUAUGGAAACACCAAUGGAAACAUUUGACAAAUCAUCCUUAUUAUGAUUUCAAAGUACUUCCAAGGAGUUAAGCUUAUUACAGCUUUUGAUAUGGUAUAUUUCCUUCCUUCCUUCUGCCACUUAAGUUUGAUUCAUUCAAUUUUAUUUCAACAAUAUCUUAUCAAGUAACCAAAGCUAAAUUCAAAGUUUGCUUUACAUUUAUUGUUGUAAAAAAGCUCAAGUUUUCAGACUGUUUAUACCUCCCACACUUAAGUCUUGAAUGAAAUUGGAUCCACCCACAAAUAUGAACAGAUGACCACUGUUUUGUCUAUUUGGAGCCUGUAGACAGCAGGGCGAUCAGUCCAGAUGAAGCACUUAUA